ACUCCUGAUUUUAUGACUGACGCUGGCCGCCGAAGUGGAGUUUACUUUUUCACCCAAAAUGUGCCGAAGACAAGCGAACAGGUCACACACACGUUAGUUCCUGUCACACUUUAAUGGCGUUUACUAGUUUUCGUACGCGUGGGGACAGCGAGUUAGCUGAAAGUGAAGUUUUUUCCCUUCUCUCCAGGAGAAGAAGGAGUUCCCGGUCGGUUCGUUUGGAUUAAACUCCAUCCACGCUCGGCUGGACGACCACGAUAUCCAUGAGGAUGUGAUUUAUUUUUGUUCGGUUCGGCUAAGGAGCAGCCAGGAGGCAAGAAGUGAUAUCAUAAAGGAGUAAAGAAAUAAGACAAAACCUGAGGAGGGUUUGAACCGAAGUUAUGAAAAUGACCGGAGCCAUGGAAACUUCUUUUAAGCUGGCUUUAAAGAAGCCGCCCCUCUUCCGGACGGCAGAGGAUCUACACAUCAUCUAUUGCCACCUCUACCAAAUGGACGUCCUCUCGCACCUCAGGGAACAUCAGCUAAGGUCGAUGUGCACCUCCGCCAGGUAUGAGAGACAUGAGGCUAACCACUACCUGUUUCAUCCAGACACCCUCGCUACCUGUUGGUACAUCCUGCUCUCUGGAUCCGUCUUCGUCAAGGAGGACAUGUACCUGGCUAGGUGCUGUUUUGGCAAGCAGCUGGGGGGCAGGCGAGGCUGUGAAUGCAUCACUUUGGAGCCAUCAGAAAUGAUUGUGGUGGAUAACGGCACCGAGGGGGACGACAGCUUCCUGCAGAGAGACGGGUCCCAGCGGCGCUCCAGGCGGCGCUUCAGGAGGGUCAACCCGAAAGGAGAGCGGGAACUUAUCACCGAUGGCCAAGAACCAGCCAGCUACAACAACACGCUUCCUGCCGAUCUCAAUAAGAUGCACCUGACGGACCACGCCCACCAGCAGGUGAUACACAUGGCGCCCAGCCAAUCAGGGUGCAGCAUAACCAGCGACUCGGGCAGCAGCAGCUUGUCAGACAUCUACCAGGCCACAGAGAGCGACCUGGGAGACGUGGAUCUGUCUGGACUUCCAGAGGCUCCAGUGGACAGCGAGGAAGAGGAGGAGGAGGAUGAAGACCUGGAGAGAGCGUCAGACGGACUUCUGGGCCGGGACCUGGUCCGAGAGUGUCUGGAAAAAGACCCGGCCGACCGCAACGAUGACGACAUCGAACAACUGCUGGAGUUUUUGCACCAGCUGCCUGCGUUCGCCAACAUGACCAUGUCUGUACGGCGAGACUUGUGCAGCGUCAUGGUGUUUGAGGUGGUGGAGCAAUCUGGCACGGUCAUCCUGCACAACAAACAAGAGCUCGACCACUGGUAUGUGAUCUUGAAUGGAGCCGUGGAGAUCAGCCACGCAGAAAGCCGAACAGAGACUCUUUGUAUGGGGAACAGCUUUGGCAUCUCGCCCUCACUGAAUAAGCAGUACAUGAACGGAGAAGUUCGCACCAAAGGAGAUGACUGCCAGUUCGUCUGCAUCGCCCAGGAGGAUUACUGGCGCAUCCUCAACCACGUGGAGAAAAACACGCACAAGGUGGAGGAGGAGGGGGAGAUCGUGAUGGUGAAGGAGCACCGCGAGCUGGACCGCAGCGGCACCAGAAAGGGACACAUCGUCAUCAAGGGAACUCCAGAGCGUCUGAUCAUGCACCUGGUGGAAGAGCCGUCGGUGGUGGACCCCACCUACAUCGAGGACUUCCUGCUGACCUACAGGACCUUCCUGUCCAGUCCCAUGGACGUUGGCAGGAAACUGCUGGACUGGUUCCAGGUGGACUGCUUCCGGGACACGGUGACGAGAAUAGUGCUGCUUUGGGUCAACAACCACUUCAACGACUUUGAGGGCGACUUGGCCAUGACUCGCUUCCUGGAGGAAUUUGAGAAACAUCUAGAAAUAUCAAAAAUGAAGGGUCAUCUGAGGUUGCUGAACAUUGCAUGCGCAGCCAAGGCGAAGUGGAGACAGAUCACGCUGCAGAAGGCGACCAGGGAUUCGCAGCUGCAUUUCAGCGUGCAAGGAGGCAGCGAGAGAGGAUUCGGCGUCUUUGUGGAGUCGGUGGAAGAAGGAAGCAAAGCAGCAGAGACCGGACUCAAGCGGGGGGAUCAGAUCAUGGAGGUUAAUGGUCAGAACUUUGAGAACAUCGCCUUGUCCAAAGCAGUGGACAUCCUGAGAAAUAACACACACCUUUCCCUCACCGUUAAAACCAACAUCUUUGUGUUCAAAGAGUUGCUGAGCAGGAUCAUGCACGAAAAGAAAAACGGUGGCCCUCACAUUCCUAAGAUCCAGGAAAAGAAAGGCAACCGUUUCUCCAUCGCCGACUUUUCCGGAGACAUCGAGUUCCCCACGGACAGCAAAAGCACCCGGAAGAUGAAAGCGAACACCGUGUCGGGGGGACGCAACAAGAUCAGGAGGAUGCUGGAGAAAACGCGCUUCAGUAUACUACCGCCCAAACCGUUCAGUGAUGGCGGCCUGGGUCAGAGUCAGGAUGACAGCAUCGUGGGCACCAAACAGUGUCGUCACAGCGUCGCCAUCAUGCCCAUUCCUGGAAACCUGUCGUCAAGCAGCCCUGACCUGCUGCAGCCGGCGACCAGCGUACUGGACUUCUCCAACCCCGCCGCUCUUGGACUGUACUACAUCCCAGACCAGGUUAUCCGCGUGUUCAAGGCCGACCAGCAGAGCUGCUACAUCAUCAUCAGCAAGGACACAACAGCCAAGGACGUCGUCACCCACACUGUCAACGAGUUCGGCCUCCUGGCGGCGCCGGAAACCUACUCCCUGUGCGAGGUGUCCGUCAGCCCAGAGGGAGUCAUCAAGCAGCGCCGGCUUCCCGACCAGCUCUCCAAACUGGCCGAUCGGAUUCAGCUGAACGGCAGAUACUACCUGAAGAACAACAUGGAGACGGAGACGUUGUGUUCAGAUGACGACGCUCAGGAUCUCCUCAGGGAGAGUCAGAUCUCCCUGCUGCAGCUCAGCACCAUGGAGGUCGCCGCCCAGCUGUCAAUGAGAGACUUUGAACUCUUCAGAAACAUCGAGUCCACAGAGUAUGUGGAGGACUUGUUCAAGUUGGACUCGUCUUCUGGGUGUACAAACCUGAAACAGUUUGAGGAGGUGAUAAACCAGGAGACCUUCUGGGUGGCGACCGAGAUCCUGAAAGAGCCAAACACCCUGAAGAGGAUGAAGACCAUCAAGCACUUCAUCAAGAUCGCUCUGCACUGCAGAGAGUGCAAGAACUUCAACUCUAUGUUCGCCAUCAUCAGCGGGCUGAACUUGGCACCGGUGGCUCGGCUGCGAAGCUCAUGGGAGAAAUUGCCCAGUAAGUAUGAGAAGCUCUUUGAGGACCUGCAGGACGUCUUCGACCCGUCCAGGAACAUGGCCAAGUACCGCAACGUGCUGAGCAGCCAAAGCAUGCAGCCGCCCAUCAUCCCGCUGUUUCCUGUGGUCAAGAAGGACCUCACCUUCCUGCAUGAAGGCAACGACUCCAACGUUGACGGCCUUGUGAACUUCGAGAAGCUGAGGAUGAUCGCGAAGGAGAUCAGACAUGUGGUGCGGAUGACCUCGGCCAACAUGGACCCCGCCCUCAUGUUCAGACAGAGGAAGAAGAGGUGGAAGAGUUUAGGGUCUUUGAGUCAAGGCAGCACCAACUCCAACAUCCUGGACGUUCAGGGUGGAGCCCAUAAGAAGCGCGUGCGCCGCAGCUCCCUCCUGAACGCCAAAAAGCUUUACGAAGACGCUCAGAUGGCCCGGAAGGUGAAGCAGUACCUGUCGAACCUGACGGUGGAGACGGAUGAGGACAAACACCAAAUCAUGUCCCUGCAGUGUGAACCGUCUUACAACACAUUGGGCAAAAACCUGAGCGAGAGGCGAGCAAACAAGUCGGACAUGUCUCCGGUGUCCCUCAGGGCGACGUUACCUUCAGGGAAAACUCAGAACAGGGUGUCACAAGUCCUGCAGGUCCAGGUGCCUCUGAACCCUCUGAGGAAGAAGAGCGCCACCAAGGACAUCGGCACCCCCAAUUCAAAUUCUCCGCAGGUGGUGAAGAAACCUUCAGUGAACUCGUCAGAUGAGUGGAGCGCCAAGAGACCGUCUGAUGACACCGUUUCCAUGGUGUCGUCGCUCCACUCCAGCCCCACAGUGUCGCCUCAGGGCUCGCCACGCAAAGGCGGCGCCGCAAAAUCGCAGAACUCCAGCCAGAUGAACUUAUCGGGAUCCUCGUCGUCGCUGACCAGCGACGCCAGCACAAAGACGGGCACCAUCAGUCUGCGCAGCUACGGCAUAGGUUGCCCCCUCCUCCCUUCUGCCAGAUCGGACAACCUGUCGGACUCCAGUCACAGCGAGAUCUCGUCCCGCUCCAGUAUCUGCUCUGUGGACUCGGCGCAGGCCUCCGGACCGGACGACCGCUGUAACCGGGCCGGUUCCGGUACCGCCGCCACCGUCGCUGCUAAUGCUACGGCCGCCACGGCUGCUGUGGUCGCUGAGGGCACAGCGGCGUUAAAUGCACACUUAACUGCUGAUUACAGCCAGCCCAGCACAAGCUCUUCAGUCGUGGCUCGAGGAGGACAUGCAGCGCGACCUUUCACCUCCUCCCUCUCCACGGAGGAGCUGACUCCGGACCACGCCUCCCUGUCUCUGGACUCGGUGGUGGACAGCGGCCGCGGCAGCUGGACUUCCUGUUCCUCCAACUCUCACGAAUCCUUCCAAAUCCUCCCCGCCUCGUCCUGCCGGCCCUGGGACCACGGCAUCCACGGCCACCCGCUCUCCCUCCCCCACACGCACCUGAGCGGCUUCAAACUCCCGGCGCUGGGCCGGACGACGGCUGAGGCGGACGCCGCCGGGCCCUCGUGGGCUGGCGACGCCGCCGCCGGGCGCCACAUCAGAGACUCCAGCUCAGAUCUGAGCGUCGCGGUGCGGGAGAGCCGGACGUCGUCGGGCUCCCUGUCAGACAACUACGAGGGGAAUUACGGAACGAUAAAGCGGCGAAACGCCUCGGAGUUUCCUUCCUCGCCGGCCAACGAGGAAGGAGGGCAAAGCGCAGACGCCUCGUACAAAACGGUGACGUCGAGCACAGAGAAGGGCCUGAUAGUGUACUGUGUCACGUCCCCCACUAAGGACGAGCGUUACCGAGCUCCCCCUCCCACCCCUCCAGGCUACCAGGGUCUGGCUCUGGGCGACCUCGGGGUCGCAGACGGAGUAGCCGGCGGGCCGGGGUCUCCCGCCCCCCGACCUCCUCACCUCAGGCCUCCAGACUACAGCGUGGCCCUGCAGAGGAGCAAGCUCCUGCAGAGCCCCGGGCUGGUCGAGGCGCGGAGGCUUCACCUCCGAACGGCCAGCCCCAUUCAGGGCCAGUCCAGACCGCCCAGCGCCGUCCCCCCAGCGCAGGACCUGGCUGACAGCGAGGACGAUGAACAGGUGUCGGCGGUGUGAACUCAUCAGCCUGGGGUCAUCAUCUGACCUCUACACCUCUGGACUUUCAUGGACCCGUUUCAUAAAUCAGAGAUUUUAGAGACUUUUUUUAAAAUGAGAACUUCUGAACAAAGCUGGAAGAGGCGAUGGCAUCGCAGGAGACAGACUUUUAGCAACAGAAGGACAGAGAGACGACAUUUAUGCCUCGCUGGAAAACCGGACCGCCGUACCUCCAUUCGCUCUCCAGGCUCACUCCGCUGCACGUUUUGUCGUCUUUGCUUUAACUUGACGUUUUGCUUUAAUCUGCUGGAUUUCUGAGCUUGCAAAUGUGAACUCCUUGGUUUCAUUCUUUUUAACUUGAAUGUAAAUUAUGAAGAUCCACAGCUCUCAAAACAAAUGAUUCAGAGAGUUUUAAGUGUUUUAAGAUUUUUUUUUUUUUUUGAGUUCCCUCGCAAUAAGUUAGCAAAAACAGUCUGCUCUGUUUUACACACAGCCCCUAUUUAAAAUUGCACAGAUGCACAUUUAAAGAAAACGUGUUUAUACAUUCUGAACUAUUUGGUGCAUAAAUCUGAUUGAAAAUCGAUUUAUUAACUGCAUGUUUACAUUUGUUUGUAUCUUAGAUGUUCCUGCACAUGGAAAUGACUCGUAACAUUUCGGACUACAAACACAAAAAAAUCUAUCAAAACUGUCAGGUGUCUUUGAAAUAAUAGAUAUAGACAGAAAUAGUUUCCAGAAAUGGAAAGAGAUCUUUUGUAUUUUACUCGGAUGUUGGUGAUGGAUUUUUAUCCUAAAUAAAAAGAUAUAAGACUCCAGAUAUCUCAAAAACGAGAUAUUAAUGAACAGAAACCUUAUAAUAGCAGAAAAAUGUUCAGUAUUCAAUUAUGCUGACUAGUGAAUUAUUGUGAGGGAACGCAAAAGAAAAAGAAUCCAUAGUUUUCUAAUCGUUAAAACCUAAAAGGCACUGAUGAAUAUUUUUCAAAAGGUGGAAAAAGAGAAAAUCUCUGAUGUCUGCAUAGCACUUACCGUCCGUCCCGUUCUGAAACGUUGCGUCACUUUCGCCUCCUCGUUGUGUGUCGCUGCUUCCUGCUGGUUCUAUAAAACCUGGAUUAUAACUCGGUUUAAUGAGCUGAAGAACAAAUGCCUCGCUGCCUCCCGCAGAGUAAAAAACCCUCAAUUUAUUGCAGCCGCUGUAAUAAAACAAUAAAUUAACACACACACACACACCAGGCCAAAAGGACAGUGUUUACGUGGAGGCGUGUGUGUUUUGUUUGCAGUGUUUACUGGUUGUCUGGAGUUACGAGCUUCUCUGUUGCACCUCGUCUGGGUGAGAAGAGCUACAAAAUAAUGCUGCGUCAGCAAAAAAUAAUGCUGCAUUAUAAACAAAUUUACAACUGAACCCUCUGCAGUCUGCCUGGCUUACAUCUUCCACAAUAUGUGUAUUUUGUAAAAUAUUUAAAGAAAACGCUGGAAGAUUUGUUUUGAAAGCAGGAGCAGAUUUGUACAGAAAUCAUUUUUUUGAGUUUUUAACUGGAAUCUCUUUUUCUCGUUCCCUCCCUCCGUCUCUGUUCUGUUUGCUUCCUGUAAUUUGCUUUUGCCACACGAAGACUUGAAAUGAUCACUGCUAAUAUAUAUAAGUAUAUAUGGAUACUCACAGCAGAUAUAUAAAUUUGUACAUAUAUAUUUUUGCUGUUCCUUUACCAUAAUUUAAUGUAAACUGAGUCUGUAUAAAUGUGCAGAGAGGAUAUUUUUGAAUAUUUUUGUUGAAAGUUUUGGAGUUUAAAGGAAUUAGUUUUGGUUCUUGUCAUUUUUUUGACCCGUUCUCCCCGUUUUGAUGCUGUUUGCUGAAACUUUGGAUCUUUGAGUGUAAUUGCUGCUGAGUUUCGGGAGGAUGUAGCAGAGUGUGUGUGUGCGUGUGUGCGUGUGUGUGUGCGUGUGUGUGUGCGUGUGUGUGUGCGUGUGUGUGUUUGGGAUCAGAACAGGUUUUCUUUUUUAUUUGAGUUGCUCGGUGCUCCGCUGCUCUCACAU
This is a messenger RNA of Xiphophorus maculatus (southern platyfish), 7439 nucleotides long. It is a transcript of the gene rapgef6, whose product is annotated as Rap guanine nucleotide exchange factor 6. The transcript has 32 exons. Gene Ontology annotation, cellular component: apical plasma membrane; endocytic vesicle; plasma membrane. The coding region runs from base 378 to 5435 and encodes 1685 amino acids. The record is from RefSeq and is a predicted model, not a curated record. NCBI's taxonomy places the organism in Eukaryota, Metazoa, Chordata, Actinopteri, Cyprinodontiformes, Poeciliidae. Gene Ontology annotation, biological process: positive regulation of GTPase activity; Ras protein signal transduction; positive regulation of ERK1 and ERK2 cascade. Gene Ontology annotation, molecular function: protein binding; guanyl-nucleotide exchange factor activity.